Messenger RNA from Myxozyma melibiosi, 2285 nucleotides. RefSeq lists its product as uncharacterized. The record is from RefSeq and is a predicted model, not a curated record. The transcript has 4 exons. NCBI's taxonomy places the organism in Eukaryota, Fungi, Ascomycota, Lipomycetes, Lipomycetales, Lipomycetaceae. The coding region runs from base 24 to 2096 and encodes 690 amino acids. Gene Ontology annotation, molecular function: RNA binding. Gene Ontology annotation, cellular component: cytoplasm.
ACCAUCCCCACCCCACCCGCACAAUGACCGAAGACCGGCCAGCGACCCCCACCACGGCCUCCGCGACCCUGACCCCCAGCCAGUCCCCGGACUCGGCCGCGCGCAGGGCCUCCUCGCCGGCCUCCUCGCCGUCGCUCGCAUCCUACGACACCAUGACCGCCACGUUCGCGGUGCCGUAUCGGGCGUUCACUGCCCCUGCCGAUUCGAUCUUUUCGUCGGCGAAUGCGUGCGUGCGGUGGAAUGAUCCGCUGAUUUCAACACAGCAGCAGCAGCAGCGGUCGUUUGAUAAUUUGGCGGGAAUUCGCAAGGUGGUCGCGGAGAUCAACGACGACCUGACACUCUCUGUCUCGGCUUCCGUCACUGUUGAGAAGCGAUUGGCAAAGUCGGCCAUCGUCUCUCUGAGCGGGACAAGUGCUGCUGUUCUCACCAGUCGCGCUCGUAUUCUACGUGCUUACUAUGACAUUGGCGUCAAACACAUCGGCAUCGACACCUUCCAACUCCUCGACAAAGACGGCAAGCUGCAGACCGCGGUCGCAGAUCAACUAAACCAAAUCGCGCAAUACACCACCACCUCCAUAUUCGUCGUCACCGCCCUCGAUCAAUCCCUGCGUCCGCAAAACCCUUCGCCGCAGGACGCUCAGGAUAUCUGGAAACCAUAUCACAUUCUCGCCUACGGUGAUCUCGAAAGCGUCGCGUACGCAAAGACCCGUUUGAGCUUAUUGAUUGAUGAUCUCAACCGCUUGUUCAUCGACCGGCUCUCGAUCCCGCUCUCGCUGCAUUCGUUGCUGGCCGGCCGCGACUGCGAAAACUUCAACAAGAUCGAGGCAGAGACGAAUACUAAAAUCUAUGCGCCGACGCUGUUUCCUGGCGUGCACGCCGCAAUGGACAAGUCUUAUCCUCGACGCGACUAUGACGAGCUCUACAUAUCUGGUCAAGAGGCGGACGUCGGUCGGGCAAUCGAUUUUCUCAAUGACUUUAUCUUACGGAUACCGGCAUACAGUAAAGAAUUCUUGAUUCCUGUCAGCAAGAUCGACUAUCUCUUGCUGCACUGGCUUGACCGGCUCGAAGAGAUUCUGCGCAAGAACGCGGCGUUCAUUCAAUUCCCGUGCCUGGGUGCUGCAAAGUCGCUCGUUCGGGUUCAGUGCUCUUCGCAUAUCUUUGUCGAGAACACUAUACGCUUAGUUGCAAAGUUGACUACGGAGAUAUACAAUGCAGGAUACUGGAUCCACGAAGGACGCGCGGACGAGAACGGCAUGCUAAACCAACCCCGCUCGCUCCCACCCGCUGCCGCAAUCAACGAAGCGCUCGAGCGCGUGUCUGCCUCGUCGAUGGUCGACAUCACCUUUCUCCGCGGAACCUUUGAAGUCAGCGGCGACGCCGAGGCCACAAAAGCUGCCGUCUCGCAAAUCCGCGGCCUGCCGUUCUGGCCGCAGGACGAGCACCAGGUGCGGUUCCGGCUCGAGCUGAGCGUCGACCAGCGCGAAUUCAUCGCCGGUAAGAAAAACGGCAAGAUUAACCGGAUCAUGUCUACCUCGCACGUCUGGAUCCGGUUCGUGCCGUUUACCGAGUAUAACUUCUACGUCGAGCUGGCGGCGGCGGACUACACUGCGGCCUUGUACGGUAUCCAGUUGCUGGAAGAAGAGCUGCCGGCCGAGAUCUCGUUUUACGUGCCGGAGAUGUAUCACCGGUCGAUCAUCGGGCCUAGCGGACAGCAGAUCCAGCAGCUGAUGCGGAAAUAUAACGUCUUUGUCAAGUUUUCAAACGCGUACGAGCAAGCGCCGUCGCUGGGAAGUGAUCAGUCGUCGCAGCCAUCCGACGCAUCCUCCUCCUCCUCCUCGUCAAAGAUCGAUAACGUGGUCGUGCGGUGCCCGUCGAAGAACAAGGAUAACCUCGAGCCGGCGAAGGAAGAGAUCUUUGAGAUCCUCUCCUUUUUGAAGAAAGGAGGUCUUCCGGCUGGUGUUUCCGCGACCGGCGGCAACGGCGCCGCUGUGAAUGGGUCUGGCGGUGGUGGUGGAGGUGCGGGCGGGGCAGCGGGGAGGGCUCAUCACCCGCAUCACGCGCAUGGGUCUCAGGCGGGAUAUCUCGUUAGGCGAUGAUCUUGCUAUUUCCUAUGGUUUAAUAAGACUAGAGUUGCUUCGUUGAUGAUUGCUGGUUUAGUUUAUGCUGUGCUGUGUUGUGUGGGAGCAGAGCGCGGCGAUGGUGUAGAUAGGUUAUGUCUAUGUAGCGAGAGAUGUAAGAAUAUCUAUAGCUCAAUAUAUCUGGAUUGCACUCGCGGUGAUGACUAC